This is a messenger RNA of Nerophis lumbriciformis (worm pipefish), 2664 nucleotides long. The record is from RefSeq and is a predicted model, not a curated record. Lineage: Eukaryota; Metazoa; Chordata; Actinopteri; Syngnathiformes; Syngnathidae.
AUGCAAUCGCUGCCACGGGAUCGGCCCGAGGCUCGCCUCUGCGGGACCAACGGGAAGGAAGAGGAAGUCGACUCGGGUGACGACUGUUAAAGUGUGACGCGAGCAAAGUCGCCGGCGGCCGAGUGCGUGACAUUUCUUCUCCAAUCGGACCCAGGGCCGAUGGAAGAGGAGUUUAAUUGGCAGGAACACAUGGAGGAGAUGGGGGCCACCGCCGCGCCGCACACCGCCUUCAAACACGUGGAGGUGAGCCUACAGAGCAGCUUCCAGCCCGGUAUGAAGCUGGAGGUGGCCAACAAGGGCGCCCCCGACACGUACUGGGUGGCCACCAUCGUGGCCACGUGCGGCCAACUCUUGCUGCUGCGCUUCAGCGGCUACGGUGACGACCGGCGGGCCGACUUCUGGUGCGACGUGACGGCGGCCGAGCUGCAUCCGGUGGGCUGGUGCGCCCGCAACCUCAAGACGCUGGCGCCGCCACAAGCCAUCGAGGAGAAACACGGCGACUGGACCGAGUUUCUGGUGGCCGACCUGACCGGCUCCAGGACUCCGCCCGCCAACUUGCUGGAGGGGCCGCUGCGAGGGAAGAACACGGUGGAUCUGAUCGUCCGAGGGGCCGUAUUGGAGCUGCGCGACGCGUCGGACCCUUUCGUAUAUUGGCCGGCGCGCGUGGUCCGCAACGUGGGCGGCCGCCUGCGUCUCCGCCUCGCCGGGCUGUCGGACGAGCACCGGGCUCGGGACGCCUGGCUUUUCUACUUGGACGUCCGGCUGCGGCCGUUUGGGUGGGCGGGGGAGAACCGGCUGGCCUCGGAGCCGCCCGCAGAAUGGCGCGCCCUGAAGAGCGCCGCCGAUUGGCAGCGAGCUUUGGAAGACGCCCGGCGAGACGCCGAGACCCGCGCCGUGCCGCUCGAAGUGUUCAAGGACCACACGGACCUGCCCGCGCACGGCUUCGAGUUGGGCGUGAAGCUCGAGAUGCUUUUUCCGUGGGAGCGCUCGCGGAUCUGCCCGGUUACGGUCACCGAGGUCUUCAACGAGCACUACUUUCAGGUGACGGCGGACGACCUCUCGGGCGACGCCGAGCCGCGUUCGGCCUUGUGCCACGCCAACUCGGCGGGCAUCGUGCCCGUCCAGUGGUGCCUGAAGAACGGGGCCGUUCUAGAGAGGCCGCCCGGCUACCCGGAUCAGGACUUUGACUGGGCCGACUACCUGAAGCGGUGCGGCGCCGAAGCCGCGCCCGACACCUGCUUCUCUAACACGUGGCGGACGCGGGCCUUCGCGGAGGACACGUGGCUAGAGGCGGCGCACCCGGAGAGGCCGGAUGAGAUUUGCGUCGCCCGGAUCACUCGCGUUCGAGGACGCUUCCUCUGGCUGCGGCUAGAAGGCGUGGCCAAGAAUGUCAGCGAGACCAUUGUGGACGUCGAGUCCACGGACAUCUUUCCUGUCGGUUGGUGCGAGGCCAACGCUUACCCUUUGAAUCCGCCAAUCAAACCCUCCUGUGGAAAGCAACGCAAAAUUGCAGUGGUCCAGCCAGAGAAACAAUCGGCGCCGCCCCGACCCGUCCAACCGCCGUCCGUCAAUCACUGCCCGCCCGCCUCUAACGAGCCAGGCAACGGUCGAUACUGCUGCUCCAAGGUUUUUGUCAACCACCGCUGCUUCUCGGGACCGUACCUCAACAAGGGCCGCAUCGCCGAACUUCCCCAAGCGGUGGGACCUGGAAAAUGCACUCUGGUCCUCAAAGAAAUGCUCUCCAUGCUCAUCAACUCCGCCUACAAGCCCGGGCGGGUCCUCAAGGAGCUGCAGGAACUGGAGGAUCCCACCUGGGACUGUCAGGAGGAGACCUUGAAAGCCAAAUAUAAAGGGAAAACGUACCGCUCCAGCAUCCGAAUCGUCCGGCUGGCCGAGCUCAUCCCGGACUUUUGCCGCAAAGUUUGCAUCAAGCUGCAGUGCUGCCCCAACCUCGUCGGACCCACGCUCGUCCCGGAAAAGUGCCCGGAGAGCUGCUUUGUCCAGACCAAAACCAAAUACACUUAUUAUUACGGCAAGAAGAGGAAGCUGUCCAAGCCGCAGGGAGGGGAGGACGAGCCGCUUAGACCCAAACGCAAGAAAAGGAAGAGCAUCUUCGUGCAGAAGAAGCGGCGCACGUCAGCGGCGGAUUUGACCGCCGCCGGCUCGGCCCAGGAAAGCGAGGAAGGCGAAGCGGACGCCGCGUCGCCGCCGUCGGGAAGCGAAGGAACCAGCUCGGAGGCCCGCGACGACUUGACCGACGCGUCGGUGGCGGACGCCGCCGGAGGACGCCCGCGCCGCGCCGUUGCGCCGGGCGGAUCCGACGGUCACGUUCGGGAGGGUCGGCGGAGGUCUGCGCGCCAGCUGCCCGGCAAGUAUCAAGCGCCCAAAGAAGACGAUGAGGAGGAGGAAGAGGAAGAACCCCUGGUUCUGGACAGAAACCCUCUGGAAUGGAGCGUGCAGGAAGUGGUCCAGUUCAUCGGCUCCACCGACUGCGCGUCGCUGGCAAACAUCUUCCAAGAGCAGGACAUCGACGGCCAGGCCAUGCUGCUGCUGACUCUGCCCACCGUGCAGGAGUGCAUGGACCUGAAGCUCGGGCCCGCCAUCAAACUGUGCCACCACAUCGAGCGCGUCAAGGUGGCCUUUUACAGACAGUACGCCAACUGA